Molecule: messenger RNA, 1745 nt
Organism: Onychostoma macrolepis
Lineage: Eukaryota; Metazoa; Chordata; Actinopteri; Cypriniformes; Cyprinidae
Gene: polr3h
Product: polymerase (RNA) III (DNA directed) polypeptide H
Exons: 6
Coding region: 426-1088 (220 amino acids)
Biological process (GO): DNA-templated transcription; transcription initiation at RNA polymerase III promoter
Cellular component (GO): RNA polymerase III complex
Molecular function (GO): DNA binding; DNA-directed RNA polymerase activity
Source: RefSeq, a predicted model, not a curated record
GUCGCGUGACGUCAGUGCCGUAAAGCGCCAGCCGCUGUCGUGAAUCGGCGCAUGUGUGGCUGUUGUCAUGCUGUGCGCUCAAAAUAUGCUAUCAUGAAAGAUUUUGGGUUAUUAUUAAUAGUGUAAAUGUAUAAACCGGAGCUGCUGGAUACCGUCUGCCGGCACAGAAUCACAGGCUGCUAAAGCUGCCGGAGAACUGAGAGGUAAUAUGACAAAGCUGCAGAACAUCAAAUUUAAGAGUGACAGAUUCAUAAACCAGUAACGUUAACUAAUGGAAGUUCAUAGUUCUCACAGUAAAUAAGCUCAGUCUGAAAGAUCUCGGUAAGAUCUCUCUGUAAGAUCUCGUAGUCCGGUUUCCUCGGGUCUAGAGCGUUUAGAGUUCGUGCUCGCUUCUGUUCUGGUUCGGGUCCGGGUUCUGGUCGAGGAUGUUUGUGCUGGUGGAGAUGGUGGACACGGUCCGGAUUCCGCCGUGGAGUUUCCACCGACAGCUGAACGACGCGAUCGCCGAGGAGCUCAACAAGAAACUCGCCAACAAGGUGGUGUAUAAUGUGGGUUUGUGUAUCUGUCUUUAUGACAUCACUAAACUGGAGGACUCCUACAUCUUUCCCGGAGACGGAGCGUCUCACACUAAAGUGCACUUUCGAUAUGUGGUUUUCCACCCGUUCCUGGACGAGAUUCUGGUGGGAAAGAUUAAAGGAUGCAGUGCUGAAGGUGUUCAUGUGAGCCUCGGAUUCUUCGAUGACAUCAUAAUCCCGCCGGAGUCGCUACAGCAACCGGCUAAAUUCGAUGAGGCGGAGCAGGUGUGGAUGUGGGAGUACGAGACGGACGAGGGUGCUCACGACCUCUACAUGGACCAGGGCGAGGAGAUCCGCUUCCGGGUGGUGGACGAGGUCUUCAUCGACACAUCGCCCACGGGUCCCAGCGCAGAGAAGGAAGGGCCAGGCGUGGGCGCAGGCGCGGGCGCAGCCGCAGCCACAGCGCUACCUGCAGGAGUGGAGGACAGCGUACAGCAGAAAGAGGCUCCGUACACACUCAUAGGAUCAGUAAGUGAACCAGGUCUGGGUCUUCUGUCCUGGUGGAACAGUUAACAGUCUCAUCUGUGUUAUGAACUGUGAGAAAUCAGCUGAAACUUCUCGUAAGACUCGUUUACACAAUGAACUGAAGCUCUGUGGACCAAUCAGUGAGCAGGUGGUGCCGACCAAUUGGAGACGCUUGAUAAAAGAGCCAUUUAUAAUGAUUUAAAUGGGAUUAUUUUGUUGUAUUGCUGUGUCCCACUGAGUUUACUUUAUAGAUAAAUUCUAUAAAAAAAUCUAUAAAAAUGUUUAGCAUUUAAUCUUUUUCUGACACUGAAUGGAAUAUUUUUGCGUGAUCAUGUAUAUAUGGUUUUUGGAUUUUUUUUUUUUCUCCUGCUUUUUACAACAUUAAAAAUGGAGUAAAUGAAAAAUGUUAUAAUCUAUUUAGUGUAUUUUGUAUUUUAUAUUUAGUUUACUUUGUAUUUAAAUUAUAUACAGUAUAAGAUUGCUAAACCUUUUUUAUUUAGAAUUUCUCUAUUUUAGGUUGACUUUUGGACUUUCCCUCCAUUAUAAGUUUGGAAAUAAAAACAAUAAUAGUAAACAAAUAAGGAAACUUGCUUUGCACCUAAACAUCCAAAUAAUAUGGUACUAAUAUGCAAAAAUUUGUCAUGUUUUAGAACAGAAUUCCUGUCCCCACAUUAUGAUAAGCAUCAUAAAUAUAUGUAUAUCCAU